GCUUCAUGUUAUUCGGUCUCUUAAGUUUGAUGGGCAAAGAGAGGUUCUUGCUUAACUAAUAAUUUGCAGUGCAACUGUCAAAAGCUUAUUUUGUACAGCGUACGAAGUAUAUUAAUUGAAAAAUGAGUUUAUGGACAAGUACCCACGAGAGUGGCCAAUGCACCAUUUUCGCCUUCAACUAGCGACAGGUACCCUCUACAAUCAUGGAGGCUUAAAAGGAUUUGAGCGUUUGGGGGGGGAAAGGGGUUCUUCCCCUUUGCCGGAUGGUUUCGUUUGAAAGAAUUGAUUGAAGGUUGUCAGAAUUGUUGCCUUUGCGGAACACUUGAAAAUAAAACAGCACUCAAAACUGUAAAUUGAAAACAGAAGUAUAUAUUUCUAAACUUUUAUACUUUAUUUAUUGAUGCUGCAUAAAGUGCCAAAUGUGUUCUUCUACUAUGUUCUGCGUAUCGCAGUUUUCAAGCUGGAUUGAAAUGAACUGAAAAGGGGCAAUGUGGGGUUGCUAGCGUGCAGUGGGAUUUUAACACAAGCACAGUUCUAGCACCCUGCUGAUUUUCUGGCUCAGGUACCAUAUUUUUAUUACCAUAUUUCCCAGCGUAAGAGUUAGCCUCUUUUUCUGGAGAGGAUUAGUAGGGAUUACUAAAGCAUUGCUAGGAAAAAUCGGGGACUGACUCACUGAGGCAAUUCAGAAUGAGCCUGUUGCCCCCAGACUGCACAACCAAGUGCCGGUCUCUUCAGCACGCUCGGGAGGUCAUCUCUGCGCUGACCAAGGGCACAGAAAGCCAGCUCAAGGCCUUUCUCACAGCCCGUUGCCACAAUGCAGCCACGCUGAAGGAUGAGUUCGGCCGGACGGCCCUUCACUUUGCAGCUUCGCUCGGGCAAAAGUCCCUUCUGGACUGGCUCCUGGAGGUGAAAGGAGCAGACCUGCUGGCGAAGGACAAGGAAUCAGGAUGGACGGCCUUGCACAGGAGUGUGUUCUACGGCCACAUUCACUGCCUCAUGUCGCUCGUUAAGCAUGGAGGCUGUCUCAGUACUCAAGAUAAAGAAGGGCUUUCAGUUCUGGAUUUGGCUAUGAAAGAUAGACCAGCACACGUUGUUUUUAGAAAUUCUGAUCCCACUGAAGUGUAUACAUGGGGAAAUAAUACCAAUUUUACUCUGGGUCAUGGGAAUCAACAGAGUAAACAUCACCCUGAACCUGUGGAUUUGUUCUCAAGGACUGGUGUUUAUAUUAAACAGGUUGUGCUGUGUAAAUUCCACUCGGUUUUCUUGUCCCAGAAAGGCCAGGUGUAUACUUGUGGUCAUGGACAAGGAGGCCGUCUAGGCCAUGGAGAUGAGCAGACAUAUCUGGUUCCACGCAUGGUGGAGGGCCUAAUCAGCCAUCACUGUUCUCAAGUGGCUGCUGCCAAGGAUCACACUGUGGUGCUGACAGAAGACGGAUAUGUUUAUACUUUUGGGCUGAAUACCUUUCAUCAGCUUGGCAUUGUACCUCCUCCUUCGACAAGUAAUGUACCAAAGCAGGUUUUGUCCAAGGCUCUCAAAGGACGGACUGUUAUUGGUGUGGCAGCUGGCAGAUUCCAUACUGUGCUGUGGACAAAGGAGGCAGUGUACACUCUGGGACUCAACGGUGGUCAGCUUGGUUAUCUUUCGGACCCUAAUGGGGAAAGGUGUGUGACCGCUCCCCGUCAGGUGUCUGCAUUGCAUCACAAGGACGUCUCCCUCUCCAUGGCCGCAGCCAGCAACGGCGCCACCGUGUGUGUGACCGACAGGGGGGAUGUGUACCUGCUCACUGACUACCAGUGCAAGAAACUGGCUUCUAAGCAGUUCAACUUGAAGAAGGUGCUUGUAGCUGGGGGCUCUUUGGAUCACAGGGUGGAUCCCCAGACUCUGAAAGAGGGUGGAGGAGACAAGGUGUCAAUCCUAGCCCUGGAUGAAGCUGGAAGAGUCUUCUGCUGGAAAUCGUCUAGCAGCUGCCUGAAGCAGUGCAGAUGGGCUUAUGGGCGUCAGGUGUUCAUGUCUGAUGUAAGCCUUGGUAAAAAUGAAAUGAUGUUUAUCACUCAAGAAGGUGAAGGAUUUGCAGGGCACUGGGUGACAGACAGUAAGAAGAGCACAGCAAAGAGAGAUGAUGUUCUAGCCUCUGGAAGUGGUGCAGAGGUGUCCUGUCACUCCGACGGCAGUCAAGCAUAUGAGAGAAUUCAGCUAGAAAAACUUCCCCAUGUGCAUCGAGCUGUCAGUAUUACCAUGGAACCCAAAGGACGUAACUUUGGCCUGUUGCAGUCAGAUCCCAAGACCAGCCUGUAUGAAAUUCCUACCGUGUCGGCAUCGGCCUUCUCCAAAGACUUACAGGGGCUGCUUGAUGAAGCUGGUGAAACGGAUGACCUCCAUGAUGCAACUCUCCAAGUGGGCAACAGGACUUUCCCAGUGCACAAAUAUAUCCUCGCCAUGAGGUCUGACUUCUUUCGAAAACAGUUCUACCCUGAGUCAGACCGGGUUGAAUUGCCAGACAUUCUUCAAACCAGCGAGGAUGCGGUGGGGUGUGAGCUUUUUGUCAUGGAAAAAGUCCAUCCCGACAUGUUUGAACAGCUCUUACAGUUCAUCUACACUGACACCUGCAACAUGCUCUUCCACGGUUACAGAGCAAAGAUACCUCAGGAGGAGAGGUCAGAAGACCACCAGGAUACACUUAUUUCCACCUUGCAAAAGAUAAGCUUUAAUGAAGGGCUGAAAGGCAAAUCUGCCUAUGAGGUUUACAGGAGCUGUCAAGUCAAUGGCGAUGGAGAGAAACGGAAAAUCAAAGCAAAAAACAGCAAGAAGGGUAAAGAGGGCUGUGAGGAGGGCAACCCAGUAAAAACACUGCAAGCCAUGGCAAAGAAGUUUGGCAUCAUUGGCCUGUCUGCACGCUUGGAUGGAGUUAAGUUUGAAAAUGGAAAAAUCAACAUUUUACACAAGAAGGCUGGGAGCAGACUAAAAUUCAAUCAGAAGAAGUGCUCCUAUCUUUGUGAUGUUACUCUGAUGUCUGAGGAUGGGAAAGAGUUUCCAUGUCACAAGUGUGUGUUAUCUGCACGGCUAGAUUAUUUCCGCAGCAUGUUAGGCAGCUCCUGGAUUGAGGGCACUUCCUGUGCUGCUCUGGACAUGCCUAUCCAGUCGGAUAUCCUGCAGGUCAUCAUUGACUACAUCUACACAGAUGAAUCAGCAACAGUGAAAGAAUCCCUUAAUGUGGAGUUCCUGUGCAAUGUGCUUGUCGUGGCAGACCAGCUCCUCAUCACCCGUUUGAAGGAGAUGUGUGAAGUUGCAAUUACUGAGAAAUUAACACUAAAGAAUGCUGCAGAUCUUCUUGAGUUUGCUGCAAUGUACAACGCGGAUCAGUUGAAACUGUCUUGCUUGCAAUUCAUAGUGUUGAACAUGGCAGCAUUAUUGGAAUCAAGAGCCCUUGAUGUCCUUAGUGAUGAGGUUUUGGUGGAGCUGUCUGUGGCCUAUAGGAAGUUGAUUCCUGCCAUGCAGAGGAGAGUGAUCACUCCUUACCCUGAUGGGCCAGACCUUAGCUCCUUUGAGACAGAUGACUGGGAAACCUUGUUGUGCAGUAAACAAGACACGGAUAUGGAUCAAGCAUCCAGAGAAACCCUGUUAAAGAAAGUCAAAAUGAAGGCCAAGAAGAAGCCAAGAAAACGAUCUGACAGCUCUGGAGGUUAUAACCUGUCUGACAUCAUUCAGAGCCCACCUUGUGCAGGUUUAGGGAAGACUGAUAAGACAAAUUCCAUUGAGUCACUUCAGGAGCUCCUGACGUCAGACUCGGAGGGUAGCUAUGGAGCUGGCAGUCCAAGAGAUCUGCAAUCACCUGUGUUCAUGCUGGGACUUGGUCAUGAUAAAUCUGAGAUGGAAGAGAAAUCUCAAAUAUUGAGAACAAAAAGUCCACCACCAAUUCCAGAAGUGAAAAAUGAGAAACCUUCUCUUUCUAAGACAUCUACUCCACGGCCUAUCCCAAGACCAAUAUCUAGCCCGGCCAGCCCUCCUGUUCUGGACCUCAGAGCCAUCAUGGAAAUGGAAGAAAAUAUACAAAACCGUGGGGCCACUCCCAAAAGUCCUUCAGCGAGCAUCACUAAACUGCCAGCACAUGCGAUGAAACUUUCCCAAAAGCAACGAAAAAUGAUGGCCAUGACUGCUAGGGAAGGCAGUAUGGAGCACACCACCGUGAAAGUGUCUCCAUCAUCUGUUCCUACAAAGACUGGAGCUGCGUGGGCAACUCCACUGCACACUACACCUUCCUACACUUCUUUCCGUGAUCUCCUGAUGGAAGAGGAGAAGAGUGUAAAAGCUGCAUGUGCUUCAUCUUCAGUUAUAAAGAGGGUGUCUUUUAAGGCCAGUGAGCAGGAUGAACAUGAGAAGCUAUCAGGGUGGUCUGCCAAAGGAAGCAUGAGUUCUGGUGACCACAGUAUUACAGGACAACAAGCUGAAAAUCUCAACCCCUGGGUGAUGCCUGUGGUGGGCAGCCCACCAGCAGUACCUCCUGUGACAUUUGCCUCCAUACUUGAGGAAGAACGGCAGCAAGAAGCUGCACUUAUCAGGAGCAGAGAAAAGCCCUUGGCCUUGAUCCAGAUUGAAGAACGUGCUAUUCAAGAUUUGCUUAUCCACUACAAGGCUUUGAACAACCCAGACGAGUUCAUUGUCGUUGAAAGAACCUCACAAGGCCCAAUAGCAACUCCGAUGUGGAACAAACACUGAGUUUUGUAACAAAAAUACACCAACUAUCAACAUGUAUUUGAACAUGUGUAAUGCAUCUCAAACACCUGAUACAGGUUUUUCAUUUGUAUAACUGUCUUUAUAUGCUUGCAUUUAUUUUUGCAUCUGCAUAAAAUGGACAUCAUACACAUGAUUAAAUCAUAUUUUAGCCCUUGUGCCCUUGAGAGACUGGGCAGAAAAUGCAGGGUGUGAAAUAAUGAUAAUGAAACAUUGUCCAUUCUGAAACUGGUACGAUUGCUCAGUAUUGUUUACAUGCAUAUGUAAUAUUAGUUAAAAGUAUAUAUUUUUAGAAAAGGAAUUUAAUUUUUUCUUUAGAAUGCGGAAUCAUUAACAGCAGCCUAGAGAUAAGAAAUGACAAGAUAAGGUGUGUGCCUGCACACCCCUUCCCCUUCUCUUUCUCUGUCAGUGACGAACACGAAGGGCCUUGCUGGAGUAUGAAUAAAAGCAGCUGUGUGAUCAGCUAUGAUUAACAGAAGGGCGUUCACACAUCAACAGUUUGGGAUGUCGGAUUCGUUGAGUUAUGCAAUCUUUAGCUUGUAGAUCUGGAGUUGAUGUGUUCGUUGUAUAUUCUUUUUGAAAGAGAGCUAAGCUUAGGUGUGUAUGAAAGAGAGUGCCCUAUUAUGCAGUUGCUCUGCAAAGACUCCAGCCUCCAGAGAGAAGCAAUAAAGAAUACAUCUGUGUAAUAAACAGUCUUAUCAGAUCUCUUUAGUGCGGUAAUGGUUGUAUUCAUUUAAGAUUUUUCAAGUGUACUGAUGAGCAAUUUUUGUUGCUGUCAGCAUAUUGGAGACUUUUAGGUUUUGUGGUUUCCUAAUCAUCUUCGCUUUUGUCAGAUCUUCUGUCUUCUGAAAUAUUUUUGUGGUCUUUUUGGACUAUUCACGAUGCAAUGUCAAAGUUAGAAAAGUAGCUUAUUAUUAAUACUUUUUUUUUGCUAGUAUUAUCCUUUAAUUAAUUUUCAUUAUACUAGUUAUAGAAAAUGCCAUGCUAUGCUAUGGCUAAACAUGAUUUAUUUAAGUGUUUUGGUAGGGAAUACAGUAUGUUUUACUUCACCACUGUCCAUUAUUAUUUUUGCAUCUGAGAGGGUGAAAAAAUCCAGGAAGGACUGGUAAGAUCUGUUUCCUGACCGGUUGUGGGCUCUGGUUCCUGGUGUUGACACUACUGCUGUGCCCUUGGGCAAAGUAUAUUACCCAAAUUGUUCUAAUUUGGACCAGAAUUAUGUAAUACACUGGUAGUUGUAACUUAUUUAUGUUGCUCUGGACAAAAGCAUCAGGCAAAUACUUAAAAUGGAAUAAAAGAAAAAAUGGUUUCAAUAAAGAAAAGUGAACCUA
Lepisosteus oculatus (spotted gar) is the source of this 6056-nucleotide messenger RNA. It is a transcript of the gene ibtk, whose product is annotated as inhibitor of Bruton agammaglobulinemia tyrosine kinase. The record is from RefSeq and is a predicted model, not a curated record. Gene Ontology annotation, molecular function: protein tyrosine kinase inhibitor activity; protein kinase binding. Gene Ontology annotation, cellular component: nucleoplasm; cytoplasm. Gene Ontology annotation, biological process: negative regulation of protein phosphorylation. Lineage: Eukaryota; Metazoa; Chordata; Actinopteri; Semionotiformes; Lepisosteidae.